Myotis lucifugus (little brown bat) is the source of this 762-nucleotide messenger RNA. RefSeq names its product brain protein I3 (gene BRI3). The transcript is spliced from 3 exons. The record is from RefSeq and is a predicted model, not a curated record. Bases 156 to 479 code for a protein of 107 amino acids. NCBI's taxonomy places the organism in Eukaryota, Metazoa, Chordata, Mammalia, Chiroptera, Vespertilionidae.
CUGGCGGGAGGGGGGGCGCGGAGGGGAAGCCCGCCCGCCGCCCGCCGGGAGCGGGACUCGCCGCUACGCCGUCCGGGUGUCCCCACGAGUCAGCGCCUGAGCCAGAGCGGGAGUCAGAGCGGGAGCCGAGCCGGGCGCGGUGGGCGCCGCCCGCCAUGGACCACAAGCCGCUGCUGCAGGACCGGCCGCUCCUACCGUACAACCUGGAGCCGCCAGGCGACUUCGCUGCCUUCCCGUCCACAGGGAUUCCCACCCACCACCCCAGGGUCUACAACAUCCACAGUCGAAAUGUCACCCGCUACCCUGCCAAUUCCAUCGUUGUCGUUGGCGGCUGCCCAGUCUGCAGAGUCGGGGUUCUGGAGGACUCCUUCACCUUCCUGGGCAUCUUAUUGGCCAUCGUCUUUUUCCCCUUUGGGUUCAUCUGCUGUUUUGCCUUGAGGAAGCGAAGAUGUCCCAACUGUGGAGCAAACUUUACCUAAAGGGAACAGCACACCGGGCUUUCCUUCAUCCAGCUGUCUUUUUCUAAUGUAUAUGUCGUGUACAGUAGCUUUAUUUGAUUAAGCUUCAGGACUGUUUUGUAAGGGAGGUGGGAUAGAUUGGGCAUGUGCGAGCUGGGUUCAGGGCACAGGUCACGGAGUGUGGACACGCGACAACACUGCUCCCAGGGUUAACGACAAUUCAGAAAAGCACUUUUAUUUUUUGCAGUCUUCAAUUUGAGAAGGUGAGAAAUUGUUUUAAAUAAAUGAGAUUCAUACCAUUGUU